UUAUUUUUAGCUCCUAUAUUCUCAUUCUCCAUUUCUCUCUCCUCUCCUCUCUCAACCAAGCUUCUAGUUGAUGUGAUUCUCCACUUACAAAAGAGAAGAAGCCAUGGUUUUUUCUUCACUUCCUCCUUAUCUUGAUCCUAACAAUUGGCAUCAGCCACAAAAUCAUCAUAUAAUUGGGAGCAACGGUGGAAGCCACCAUCUGCUCCCAGGACAUGAGGCGGGGGCGCAGGCGCCCCCGCCUCCUACCGCGCAGGGGUCGAUCCGGCCCGGCACGAUGUCGGAGCGGGCGCGCAUCGCCAACGUGCCGAUGCCGGACUCGUCCCUGAAGUGCCCGCGCUGCGAGUCGACCAACACGAAGUUCUGCUACUUCAACAACUACAGCCUCUCGCAGCCGCGGCACUUCUGCAAGACGUGCCGCCGCUACUGGACCCGCGGCGGCGCGCUGCGCAACGUCCCCGUUGGGGGCGGCUGCCGCCGCAACAAGCGGAGCAAGUCCAAGUCCUCCCCGGCCGGCAGCGGCGACCGCCAGGUCGCCACGUCGACCUCCGCGAGCACCGCCUCCGCCGGCGCAGGCGUGCCGCCGCAGUUCCAGCCUCUCCGGUUCAUGUCGCCGCUGAGUCAACUCACCGACAGCUUCAGCGGCGACAUGGCCUUGACUUACCCGCCGGCCGGGGCCCACGAGAUGGGGUUCCAAGGCGGGGCGAUGGCGUCGCUUCUGUCUAGCGUCGGCGGCGGCAUUGAACCGUGGCGUAUGCAGCAAGUCCAGCAGUUUCCCUUUUUCGGGGGUUUGGAGGCCUCGCAGGCGGGGAACUAUCAGUUUCCCGGUAGUGAGGCAGGGUUUCUGAGUCACGAAGCGAGCCGGCCGAAGUUUUCGAGCUCGCUUCUGACUCAGCUGGCGUCGGUGAAAAUGGAGGAAAACCCUAAUCUGUCGAGGCAAUUGAUGGGAGGAAUUGGGGGAAAUGAGCAAUGGAAUUCCAACGCGAAUUGGACAGAGCUCUCCAAUUUCAGUUCUUCUUCGACGAGCACUCCAUUGUAAUCAAUGAUCUCGAGCAUUUCUCUCGUUGAAAAAAGCCCUAGAAAUUGGUAGGUUUUUAAUUUAUUUUUGGGUUUUUUGGAGCAUUAAUUAGCUUAAUAUUUCUACUUGAUAUGUACUGCCUGAGAUUAAUGUUUAGAUGAAUGUGUGAUUUCUUGUAGUUUUUGCUUUCUUAGAAAUGGAGAUAUUGAUUAUAUGGUUUUCAAUUGAA
Messenger RNA from Salvia splendens (bonfire salvia), 1244 nucleotides. Its product is annotated as dof zinc finger protein DOF3.6. The transcript is spliced from 2 exons. The coding region runs from base 104 to 1036 and encodes 310 amino acids. Gene Ontology annotation, molecular function: DNA binding; DNA-binding transcription factor activity. NCBI's taxonomy places the organism in Eukaryota, Viridiplantae, Streptophyta, Magnoliopsida, Lamiales, Lamiaceae. The record is from RefSeq and is a predicted model, not a curated record. Gene Ontology annotation, biological process: regulation of DNA-templated transcription.